Molecule: messenger RNA, 1438 nt
Organism: Grus americana (Whooping crane)
Lineage: Eukaryota; Metazoa; Chordata; Aves; Gruiformes; Gruidae
Gene: USP50
Product: ubiquitin specific peptidase 50
Exons: 8
Coding region: 1-1254 (417 amino acids)
Biological process (GO): protein K63-linked deubiquitination; Ras protein signal transduction; endosome organization
Cellular component (GO): cytosol; midbody; extrinsic component of plasma membrane
Molecular function (GO): cysteine-type deubiquitinase activity
Source: RefSeq, a predicted model, not a curated record
AUGAAGUGGGCAGGAAAGACUGGAAAAGCUGCUAAAAUGAAGGAUAAAGGAGACAUUGAGAAAAAUCACACAAAGCAUCAAAAAUUCAUUAACCAGAAGAAUGCAAGCUGCCGAAGUUGUACCCUGUAUUCCAAACUAGGAACGGAUACUUACUGUGACCGUUUUGUCAAAAAGAAGAUAAAUCAGGAAAAUAUGGAGUGUCAUCCCAAGUAUGACUCCAUUUGCUUGGAAAGCGUGAAGUAUUCCUGCAAGGAACUGAUGGAGGAUACGAACAGCCAGUGUCCGGGGCUCACUGGCCUGAGGAAUCUGGGCAACACAUGCUACAUGAACGCAAUUUUGCAGUGCCUCUGCAGCGUGCCACCGCUCGUGGAGUAUUUCCUCUCAGGAAAGUACAAAGCAGCCCUACAGAAGGACAUUAGCGAGUCUGUGACUGCCUUUGGCUGUCUGAUGUCCGAUAUGUGGCUUGGAGAGUUCAACUGUGUUUCCCCGGAGGGUUUUCAUUCAGUGCUAGAGAAGCAGUACCCAACUUUCAGCAGGAGGACUCAGCAGGACGCACAGGAGUUUCUGAUCUGCGUGCUGAAUGAGCUCCACGAGGCUCUCAAGAAGUCAAGCAAAAGAUGUGUAACUGAUGCAAAAGCAAGCAGAGGGAGUGUCAGUGAAACAUCUAUUAUCACACAGUUAUUUGAGGGACAACUCAGUUACGGUAUCACGUGUCUGGAAUGCAAGACCACCACCGAUAGACCUGAGAGCUUCACCGUUCUUUCCCUGCCCAUCCCUUCCAAGAGGCCGUGCUCUCUGCAGGACUGUCUCAAAUGCUUCUUUCAGCAAGACACGCUGACUUGGAACAACCAAAUCCACUGUUCCUUGUGUGGAACCAAACAAGAUGCUGCAGUAAAGUGCACCAUAACCAAGGCACCGCAGAUCAUUAUUUUUCACCUAAAGAGGUUUGAAUGGCAAGGCAAACACAAACGGAAACUCUCAACUGACAUCUGCUACCCCGUCAGCAGCCUGGAUCUCUCUCCUUACAGUUCCCCCCUUUGCUGCCAGGACACAGAGUACAGCCUGUGUGCUGUUGUGAACCACUCUGGUUUUCUGGAUGAUGGCCACUACACGGCGUUCUGCAAGCACUCAGUCACCAAAAACUGGUACAGCUUUGAUGAUGCACAGAUCACCAAGAUCCCAAAUUCCUCCGUGCAGACUGACAGAGCUUAUCUCCUAUUCUAUACCUGUCAAGGCCUUCUCUGGACCCAUUAAAAAUUUGCUAGCUAUGGAAAAUGAACAGUGAGUAGGCCAGCAAUUAGAAUUCAUAGGCAGCAUCAGCCAAGUCCCGUUUCAUCAAUAAACUAGAGCAUCUGCAUUACCGAUCAUCUGUUGUGGUCUUUCAGGAAGUAAGUUCUAGAGAGAGGUUACAGCUUCCAAGCCUAUUAAGGACCAUGCA